AUGUCUAACAGCACCGAGGAAAAGGUCAUGCAGACCGAGCAUCUGCCAACCAUACCUGAAAUGCAUCUCUUUGGCGAAGGGGAGCACGCGCAUGGAGAACCUCGCGCAAGACCCGACGAGGCUGUAGUUACCGCAUUUCUAGAGAAGCAGAACCGAGCAACCAUAUUCUGGGACGGCCAUCAUAUUGUGCAGUACUGGCUCCCGCUCGACCCGAACGCCUCGCGCCGCGAGCGGGCCCGCUGGGUAUUCUCAUUGCUCCGAGGCCACAAGCCUCCUGCCCGGGGCCAUAUUCAGCUUCUCUUCAAAUGCGGCGACACGGAACACACGGUGGAAUGGCCGGCAGAGGAAGCGCAUGCUUAUCAUGCUCAGUUUUCCCGGUGGCAUGGUUAUCAAACUGUGAAGAAGCCCUUGCUCAUACCCUGGUGGAAGCAUACUCAUUUUCGAAGCUGGGAGUCUCGUCGCGACAGGCCUCUGGAUUUUGCUUGUUGCCCACUCGUAUCGCCAAUUCAAAGAUAG
This is a messenger RNA of Aspergillus homomorphus CBS 101889, 516 nucleotides long. RefSeq lists its product as uncharacterized. The transcript has a single exon. Lineage: Eukaryota; Fungi; Ascomycota; Eurotiomycetes; Eurotiales; Aspergillaceae. The record is from RefSeq and is a predicted model, not a curated record. Bases 1 to 516 code for a protein of 171 amino acids.